This is a messenger RNA of Dromaius novaehollandiae (emu), 695 nucleotides long. It is a transcript of the gene NDUFS5, whose product is annotated as NADH:ubiquinone oxidoreductase subunit S5. Lineage: Eukaryota; Metazoa; Chordata; Aves; Casuariiformes; Dromaiidae. Gene Ontology annotation, biological process: mitochondrial respiratory chain complex I assembly. The record is from RefSeq and is a predicted model, not a curated record. The transcript is spliced from 2 exons. The coding region runs from base 149 to 469 and encodes 106 amino acids.
CUCGCUGGCUCCGCGGCGGAUGCCCUGCCGUAAAGCGCGGCGCGCGUGUCGCGGCGUUGUCGGCGGUUGACGGCAGACGGUAUUGCGGGCGGCCUGUGAAGGACGGCGGUGGCGGCGGGGCCGGUGCGGCCGUGUGGCGACAGACGCCAUGCCGUUCUGGGACCUGCAGCGGCAGCUGGGCAUCGACGUGGACCGGUGGCUGCUGCGGCAGAGCACGACGCAGCCCUACGGCGCGGCCGCGGCCUGCCACGCCUUCGAGCGCGAGUGGGUGGCCUGCGGGCACGGCCUGGGCCAGACCCGCGCCCGCCGCGAGUGCCAGCCCGAGUACGAGGACUUCCUGGAGUGCAUGCACCGCACCAAGCUGGCUGCCCGUCUCAAAACAAUUCUUGACCAGAGGAACAAGAUGAUAAAGGAGGGGAAGUACACACCGCCCGAUUACCAUAAGGGCACGGAAGAGCCCAGGCCUUGAUUUGCUGGGGACGUGCAGAGUACCUAACCAUCCAUCACUUCCAGAAGUGCGGAAAUUAAACUCCUCCGGGACGGAUAACGCGUGGCACAGCCGGUGCACGCUGGCUCUGUCCCGUGAGCCCUGAUGUUGGGGUGGGCCUGAGGCGCUGUGCCGAGGCCUCACCCCUUCCGGAGGGGCCGUGUCAGUAACUAUCACCUCGACUAGUAAAUGUCUCUGUUGGAAUGCU